This is a messenger RNA of Rattus rattus (black rat), 911 nucleotides long. Its product is annotated as testis-expressed protein 101. Lineage: Eukaryota; Metazoa; Chordata; Mammalia; Rodentia; Muridae. Gene Ontology annotation, biological process: regulation of flagellated sperm motility; binding of sperm to zona pellucida. The record is from RefSeq and is a predicted model, not a curated record. Gene Ontology annotation, cellular component: plasma membrane raft; plasma membrane. The transcript is spliced from 5 exons. Bases 1 to 753 code for a protein of 250 amino acids.
AUGGGAGCCUGCCGCAUCCAGUACAUCCUGCUCGUCUUUCUUCUGAUAGCCUCUCGUUGGACUCUGGUCCAAAAUAUCUACUGUGAGGUGAGUCGAACCCUGAGUUUGGAAGACAAUCCAAGUGGUACCUUUAACUGGACUUCAAAGGCUGAGAAGUGCAAUCCUGGAGAAUUUUGCCAAGAAACGGUACUGUUGAUUAAAGCAGAAGGAACCAAGACCGCCAUUUUGGCCAGUAAGAGCUGUGUCCCUCAAGGAACAGAGACGAUGACAUUCGUUCAGUACACGGCCCCUCCUGGGCUGGUGGCCAUCUCCUACAGUAACUACUGCAAUGACUCCCUCUGCAACAACAGGAACAACUUAGCUUCAAUCUUGCAAGCACCAGAGCCCACAGAAACCUCCAACAUGUCAGGAGCCCGCCACUGCCCAACAUGCUUGGCCCUGGAGCCCUGUUCCAGUGCCCCCUCUAUGCCCUGUGCCAAUGGCACGACUCAGUGCUACCAAGGAAGAGUCGAGCUCUCUGGAGGAGGCAUGGACUCCGUCGUGCAUGUUAAAGGCUGCACCACUGCAAUCGGCUGCAGACUGAUGGCCAAGAUGGAGUCGGUGGGACCCAUGACAGUGAAAGAGACCUGUAGUUACCAGUCAUUCCUUCGCCCCCGAGUGGCAGAGAUCGGGGCCUCCUGGAUGCCCACCUCACUGUGGGUGCUGGAGCUCCUGCUUCCGGCGCUGUCGCUGCCCCUCAUCUACUUCCCUUGAGAGGACACCGGGGGUCAGGGGACGCCUUAGUCCCAGACACUGGGGCCUUGGCUAGGAGGGAGCCUUCCGCCCGCUGAUACCAAUCGGAAGGAUUGGGGUGGGGUUGAACAGAGGCUGCAUGUGUAUUGGACACGAAUAAUAAAAUUAGUGACUUGCUA